AUGGCAAUCGCUUACUUUAUACCCGAUCAGGCGCAACUUUUGGCCAGAAGUAGGCAACAAAGUGCGCAACAUGCAGCAGCUGCCGACGGCACAAAUAGCUCAUCCAAUCACAGACAGACCGAGUCCAGGCAACAGCAACAACAACAGCAGCAACAACAACAACAACAGCAACAACGUACGCAAUUUCGCGCCAACAUUUCGGUGCCGCUGGGCAGCGAGCAGGGUGCCAUUUCCAUGUCCGAGUUUGGGUGCUGGGAGCUGUUGGCGCAAAUCUUCUGCUACGCCUUGAGACUCUACAGCUAUAAUCCCACCCAACGCCGGGCGACCGUUAUACAAAUCUCAUUCGAGAUCAGCAGCGGAGCAAGCGAUGCAGAUGCAACUGCAGCCGAGGGAGACAGAGAGACUGGAGUUGGAGAUGGAGAUGAAGAUGGAGAUGGAGAUGUGACUGAUGCGAAUGCUAAGAGAGAUUAGAUUUGGGUUGGAGACG
Drosophila grimshawi is the source of this 487-nucleotide messenger RNA. RefSeq names its product cell death protein Grim (gene grim). NCBI's taxonomy places the organism in Eukaryota, Metazoa, Arthropoda, Insecta, Diptera, Drosophilidae. The transcript has a single exon. The record is from RefSeq and is a predicted model, not a curated record. Bases 1 to 471 code for a protein of 156 amino acids.